Momordica charantia (bitter melon) is the source of this 2544-nucleotide messenger RNA. RefSeq names its product Long-chain fatty alcohol dehydrogenase family protein. Gene Ontology annotation, molecular function: long-chain-alcohol oxidase activity; flavin adenine dinucleotide binding. Lineage: Eukaryota; Viridiplantae; Streptophyta; Magnoliopsida; Cucurbitales; Cucurbitaceae. The record is from RefSeq and is a predicted model, not a curated record.
UAUAAACAUCACAGGAAAACCAAUCCAUUCCAUAGACACACCCAGCAAAAUCCAGACUUGGGCGGAGUUGAGUCUCCUCCAUCGGAGAAGUUUUCGAGUUCCAAAGRGAGAGCUAAAAUGGCGGAUAGAGAAAUUAGCUCCCACCCACUACUGAGGAGACGAAGAACAGAGUUCAACCAUGGCUUCUCUUCCUCCCAGAUGGAAUCCAUGGCCGCCUUCUGUGAAGCUCUCGUCCCCCCUCUGCCUCUCUCUGCCAUUGACAAAGAACACCCACCAGACCCAUCUCUCCAUUCCUUCUACCAAGCCUCCGCUUCUCAAACCCCGAUGCCGGAUGAGGUAGCUGAGCUAUUGGCGGCGAGGGCUCAUCCAAAAGCUGUGUUUCUUGUGAGAUUAGUGCUGAAACUUGUGUCUUUCAGAUUGGGGACAUUGUUGCUCUGUGGUUGUCUUUGCUUGGAUUGGAGAUGGCCUUUCAUUCUCAAAUUCUCUGAAAUUUCUCUGGAGAAGAGAGAGCGGAUUCUCAGCAACUGGUCUGGAGCUCACCAGAAGUAUACUGUGCUUCUGAGAAUGGCUUUCAUGAUUAUUAAAGUUUUCUGCUGCUUCAAUUUCUUCUCCAGGUUUGAUGAGAGGUGUAAAAACAAAGCAUGGGAAGUGAUGGGGUAUCGAGUAGACACCCGAAAACGGUUGAACGAAACCCAAAAAGAGCGGCCUCUUGAAAAGGGGGUGAUAGAAACUGGCAAUGAAGAUGAUUCCACUCUUCUCCGUUCUCUUUCCCUAAAAGGCCUUGAAGCAACUGAAGAUAAAAAACAUGGUGCCUAUAAGAUCAAAUGUGAUGUUGUGAUUGUUGGCUCGGGAUGCGGCGGCGGAGUUGCAGCUGCAGUUCUUGCAAGAUCUGGUUUAAAGGUAGUUGUUCUCGAGAAAGGGAACUAUUUUGUGCCUGAAGAUUAUUCCUCUCUGGAAGGUCCAUCCAUGGAUGAACUAUAUGAAUCAGGUGGACUGAAGUCAACUCUUGAUGGGAAGGUUAUACUGUUGGCUGGAAGUACUGUGGGUGGAGGCUCUGCUGUAAACUGGUCUGCAUCCAUUAGAACUCCGAAAUCUGUUCUCGAUGAGUGGUCUACCGAUCGUAAGAUUCCUUUGUUCGGGAGCUUCGAGUACCAAGCUGCAAUGGAUGCAGUGUGUAAUAGAAUUGGAGUGACAGAGGGAUGUUCGCUAGAAAGUUUCCAAAAUCAAGUUCUUCGAAAAGGCUGUGAGAAUCUUGGUUUGAAAGUCGAUUCAGUUCCGAGGAACUCUUCAAAAGAUCACUAUUGUGGCUCUUGCUGUUAUGGUUGUAGAAUUGGUGAUAAGAAAGGGACCGAUUCUACUUGGUUGGUCGAUGCAGUUGAAUCUGGUGCAGUGAUCCUCACAUUCUGCCAAGCUGAUCAACUCAUUUUGGAAAAAACCAAUAACAUAAGUAGAAACAAGAGAUGCUUAGGAGUGAUUGCAACUUCGUUGAGCAAAAACGUCACGAAAAAACUUCAUAUCGAGGCAAAAGCAACGAUCUCGGCUUGUGGUUCUAUCUUGACGCCCCCUCUGCUGAUUGCGAGCGGAUUGAGUAACAAAAACAUCGGCAGGAAUCUCCACUUGCACCCUGUCAUAUUUGCUUGGGGACACUUCCCUGAACAACUGUCCGAUCUCACAGGUAAAAUAUACGAGGGAGGGAUCAUUACUUCCCUCCACAAGGUAGUCUCAGAAGACUCCAAUGUCCACACCAUAAUCGAAACUCCGGCUGUUGGACCAGCCACAUUUGCCACAUUGUUUCCAUGGACUUCCGGGCGUGAUAUGAAAGACGUGAUGGUCAAGUAUGCUCGAACUGCUCUCCUUUUUGCUCUAGUAAGAGACCAAGGUUCAGGAGAAGUAAUGGUAAAGGGCAACGUCAAGUAUCGACUCGACAAGGCUGAUAAAGAGAAUCUAAGAAAUGGCUUGAGGCAGGCGCUGAGAAUCUUGAUUGCAGCAGGAGCCACUGAGGUGGGCACCUACAGAAGUGAUGGGCAGAGAAUGAGAUGUGCAGGGAGAAAUAAGGAAGAGUUGGAGGAGUUCCUCGACUCGGUCGAUGCGGUCGGGGGGCCGCUGUCGAGGGGCGAGCACUGGACCAUAUACGGCUCAGCACAUCAGAUGAGCAGCUGCAGAAUGGGGAGCACAGAGGAAGAAGGAGCAGUGGAUAUGAAUGGGGAAAGUUGGGAAGCACAAGGCUUAUUUGUAUGUGAUGGAAGUGUGCUACCAACUGCAGUUGGAGUUAACCCCAUGAUCACUAUUCAAUCCACUGCGUAUUGCAUUUCAACAAAUAUUGCACAGUUUUUGAAUAAAGAAGAAUCUAUUUUGUAAUCUUCCUGAAAAUUUAUCUAAUAACUAGUCCCUUCGUCGAUUUGUCUUCUUUUUUAGAUUGAAUCAAAGAAAAGAUGAUAAGCUUGUGAUUACAACCUUAAUCACUAUACUUAAUCCAUCUCGAAUUGCCAUGGUCAACACCAUGUUAACAUUAUAGGCUUGAUGGGUUGUACAAUGAUAUAGAAU